Molecule: messenger RNA, 2799 nt
Organism: Tachyglossus aculeatus (Australian echidna)
Lineage: Eukaryota; Metazoa; Chordata; Mammalia; Monotremata; Tachyglossidae
Gene: RRAGC
Product: Ras related GTP binding C
Exons: 8
Coding region: 4-1269 (421 amino acids)
Biological process (GO): cellular response to amino acid stimulus; positive regulation of TOR signaling; cellular response to starvation
Cellular component (GO): Gtr1-Gtr2 GTPase complex; nucleus; lysosome
Molecular function (GO): GTP binding; GTPase activity
Source: RefSeq, a predicted model, not a curated record
ACGAUGUCGCUGCAGUACGGGGCUGAGGAGGCGCCUCUGUCCGGCAGCUACGGGCCGGCCGACUCCUUCCCCAAGGAUUUCGGUUACGGCGUGGAGGAGGACGACGAGGACGAGGCGGCGGCCGGGGCCGCCGGGGCCGGGACCGGGGCGGCGGCCGGGGGCGGCGGGGGCGGAGGCGGGGGCGGCGGCGGCGGGGGCGGCGGCGGCGGCCCGGGGGGCCCGGGCGGCCCGGGCGGCCCCGACAGCUCCAAGCCCAGGAUUCUCCUCAUGGGGCUGCGGCGCAGCGGCAAAUCCUCCAUCCAGAAGGUGGUGUUUCACAAAAUGUCACCCAACGAGACCCUGUUCUUGGAGAGCACCAACAAAAUUUACAAAGAUGAUAUUUCAAAUAGUUCUUUUGUGAACUUCCAAAUUUGGGACUUUCCAGGGCAAAUGGACUUUUUUGACCCAACAUUUGAUUAUGAGAUGAUCUUCAGAGGCACAGGAGCAUUGAUAUACGUCAUCGAUGCGCAGGAUGACUACAUGGAGGCUUUAACCCGACUUCACAUCACUGUCUCUAAAGCCUACAAAGUUAACCCGGAAAUGAAUUUUGAAGUUUUCAUUCACAAAGUUGAUGGUUUGUCGGAUGAUCACAAAAUAGAAACUCAAAGGGAUAUUCAUCAGCGAGCCAACGACGACCUUGCAGAUGCUGGGCUAGAAAAACUUCAUCUUAGCUUUUAUCUGACUAGCAUCUACGACCAUUCAAUAUUUGAAGCCUUUAGUAAAGUGGUGCAGAAACUUAUUCCUCAACUGCCGACCUUGGAAAACCUAUUAAAUAUCUUUAUAUCGAAUUCAGGUAUUGAAAAAGCUUUCCUCUUCGAUGUUGUCAGUAAAAUCUACAUUGCCACAGACAGUUCCCCUGUGGAUAUGCAGUCGUAUGAACUGUGCUGUGACAUGAUUGAUGUAGUAAUUGAUGUGUCUUGUAUAUACGGGUUAAAAGAAGAUGGUAGUGGAAGUGCUUAUGAUAAGGAGUCUAUGGCAAUUAUCAAACUAAAUAAUACAACUGUCCUUUAUUUAAAGGAAGUGACUAAAUUUUUGGCAUUGGUCUGCAUUCUGAGGGAAGAAAGCUUUGAACGGAAAGGUUUAAUAGACUACAACUUCCACUGUUUCCGCAAAGCUAUACACGAAGUGUUCGAAGUGGGUGUGACCUCACACAGAACCUGCAGUCACCAAGCAAACACUCCCAACCUGAAAGCGGUGACUCACAACGGCACACCUAGAAACGCCGUCUAGACUGACCAUGGACUGGGUAGAUGCCUACCAGUUUUCUCUCUCUCUCUCUCUCUCUCAAAACCAGAAUCAGAAACAGCGUGCCACCGGACAAGAAUAAAACGCGGGGUCUGCAGUUCGUGCCCUACUGACACCUGUUCUGGGAGAAAGGAGAGGUAGAUUUUCUGAUUUGGAGGCGAAGCGCACAGCUGGUGUUGCACAACUAAAGCUUCUGUAAUUAAAAAAAAAAAGAGCAAAAAAUAGAAAAAGGGCAAAUAUCCCUCUUCCCCCAACUCCCCCCACCCCCCAAAAAAACCCUGCUUGAGGCCACUGAAAAUAACAUCGGAAAUACCCAGUCUUUUUGAAGUGUUUUUUUUUUUUCCUGAGUCCUACUUUAGUAGUUUGACUAUAUCGGUCUGGGAGACAAAACAGUCAUCCUUCCCUUACAUCAGGAGUUGUGGUUGAUUGCGGAUUGAAAGUGAUGGGAAGUACUGAAUUUAUCAUGUGCUCCACUUUAGGUUUUCAUUUGAUCAGUCCCUAAAAUAUCCCGCCUUGCUUGUUCCAACACUGCCUCUCCGAUUUUCGGUUUUUGACACCACCCAUUUCACACCUUUUAACCCACUCGCCCUCUGAUUCAGAAAACUCCCAGUUUGACUGCAGCAGAAGACAUUCCCAAGUUCUCCGUGGAAGAAACCCAAGUCAGUCCCACCCAAGCUUUGUCAACCGGAAUGCAGGGCUCAGCAGUGGCUACACUUGUUCUCUCAGAGUUUCGGAACUGUAGGUCCAGCGAUACGACCGUAGAAAACAUUCGCGCUCGGAACGGAGACAGAUGGCUGGGAUUUUUGCUCUGAUGUGGAUCAAGGUGAAAGUCACCAGGGGAAUAUUUCACUCAAUAGCCCUGCCUUGUAGGAAUGGAACUUUCAUUCUAUCAAUGAAACAUGUGGUUCAUUUUCUUAUUCUGGCUGCCUGAACGGGUGGAGUGACCAGAAGAACUCUCUCCCAAGGCAGUCGGGGGGUCUGCAUCUUUUUAGAGCUCCUGCCAUUUUGCAGCCAUGAAUUGGUCUCAGAGGUCCUUGUGGAUCACGAGCCGCUUGGGAUUUGCUAAAAUCCAUUUUCUAGAAGUGGAGAGUCAAGGGUGGUAGCCACAGCAUGGGUUGGUUUACAUUCUUUGUCUCCAGUAUUCUGACAUUUAGGUGUCAAACAUGGUACUUCUCUUUCUGAGUGUAUUUGAAUUUUUUGAUAGCGGAGCCUUUUUCACUUGGUUGAAAUUUAUAUUCUCUGCCCACCUCUCCCCUCUCCAAGAAGCUCCAUAUUUGUAUGUUCAAAAGCCACUGGACAACUUGAGUACAGAAGUGCCACUGUUAUACUGAAUCUGUAUAUUAAGUUCCAUAACCCUAACAGUGUGACCUGGAGUGCUUUCUGCAGAUGAUUCUGAUUGUUGAGUAUUUACAUGGACCAUGAUGAUAUCCAAAAGAAAAAAAAAAUGCUUUUAUAUUUAUAGAUUCUUUCAAUGAACUAUAUAAAAAUGGGUAUCAAUAAAUGUAUUUACUCCAG